GAUUCUCAACAGAUUUGUCCUUCAUCGGGCUUCCAUUCCAACUUUGGAUCAAGGUUCCAUUGCUGCCCUGUGUGAGUGUCCAUCUUCUAUUUUACUCAAAGAGGCUAUUACUGAUGAAUCACGAAGGACCAAGAGGUAUCGAGCGGCCUCAGGACCGGCCACGAUGCAUCCCUUCCGGUCCAGCGGCGAAGUGCGACAAGCCCAUCUCGCAUUGCAGGGGGCCACGGCAAGUAUCGUGCGGUUGUCGGGUCAAAUUCAGGACGAGACCUUUCACCCCGUUUUUUUCCAAAAACGCCGUGAAAUGAAGUCUAUAAAAAUCUGGCUAUUUCGUACAGAGAGAGACGCUGCUGAAGGCGGGUUUCUGGGCAAGGGCCCCUUCUAUACCAUGUGCCAAGAGGCCAUACUCCCAGCACCUCGACUACCUCCGGGCCUUCCGCGGGCCUCCGGCUGCCAAGAUUGCGGAACUGUCAAGGGAUUGUAA
Molecule: messenger RNA, 481 nt
Organism: Aureococcus anophagefferens
Lineage: Eukaryota; Pelagophyceae; Pelagomonadales; Pelagomonadaceae
Exons: 2
Source: RefSeq, a predicted model, not a curated record